This is a messenger RNA of Anguilla anguilla (European eel), 3204 nucleotides long. RefSeq names its product diacylglycerol kinase, alpha a (gene dgkaa). Gene Ontology annotation, molecular function: calcium ion binding; ATP-dependent diacylglycerol kinase activity. The transcript is spliced from 25 exons. Gene Ontology annotation, biological process: intracellular signal transduction; lipid phosphorylation; diacylglycerol metabolic process. Gene Ontology annotation, cellular component: plasma membrane. The record is from RefSeq and is a predicted model, not a curated record. Lineage: Eukaryota; Metazoa; Chordata; Actinopteri; Anguilliformes; Anguillidae. The coding region runs from base 246 to 2468 and encodes 740 amino acids.
UCUUCUGAAUUGGGCGUGUGGUAGUCAAUUUUUUUCUCCAUUUCGGGCUGUAGUCCAACAGCUGCAGUUCCCUUCUGUGUGCUGCGUCGCUGACAGAAAGCCGCAUUUGCUUACGGUGUUAUAGUUCUUGUCUUUGCACCCGAGUUAAAUAGUGUAUUUAACUUAACACUGCAACACAAAAAGCAGAAGGACAGCGGACGACUUAUCUGGAAAUCAAGGCGGUGUCUCCUUGCCCAGGCAGCAGCAUGUCCCUUCCCACUGACACUGAGCUGAAGGAGCUCAGUCCUGUGGACUUCAUCCAGCUGCAGCAGUACAUUGACUACUGCAGGCUGAAGGUGAAGGACGUGAUGAAGGAGUUUGAUGCAGACGGCCAGCUGGCUCAGCACCGAAACGGAGAGUGCAUUAAGGAGGAGGGCUUCCGGCUCUUUCUCAAGGCCUACCUGGAGGUGGAGGAUUUCCCAGCAGACCUCUGCCAGCGCCUCUUCCGUUCCUUCCAGACUUCCGAGACCGCCGGACCAGACGGAACGGAGCCUUCCACUGAAAGGGAGGUCUUCCUGAAGGACGUUUCCUGUUACUUCUCCCUGCUGGAAGAGGGACAGCCUCGCGAGAAGCUCGAGUUCACUUUCAAACUGUAUGACAAAGACGGCAAUGGAGUCCUGGACAGUUCGGAAGUUGAUCGGAUUAUAGCCCAAAUGAUGCAUGCUGCAGAUUACCUGGGCUGGGAUGUGACUGAGCUCAGGCCGGUGCUGAAAGACAUGAUGACAGCCAUCGAUUCUGACAGCAGUGGCACGGUGUCCUUGGAGGAGUGGGUGGAGGGAGGGAUGAACAACGUGCCCCUGCUGGUGCUGCUGGGACUGAAGAUGACCCAAAAAGACGGGCAGCACCUUUGGAGGAUGAAGCAUUUCAACAAGCCGGUGUACUGCAACGUGUGCCAGAGCAUGCUGCUGGGACUGCGCAAGCAAGGGCUCUGCUGCACGUGCUGUAAAUAUACGGUCCAUGGGCGCUGUGCCAACAAGAACCCGUCCCCCUGCACCCGCACUUACGUCAAAUCCAAAAAAGACACUGGGAUAGCAGCUCAUGACUGGGUCGCAGGGAACUGUGACUCUGGGAAGUGUGACAGGUGCCAGAAGAAGAUUAAGAGCUACCAUGGGCUGACGGGGAAACGCUGUGUUUGGUGCCACAGCAUGAGGCAUGAUGAGUGUGUGUCGCAGGAGCCUUCCGAGUGUAACUGUGGGCCUCUGAGGGACCACAUCCUGCCCCCCUGGGCCAUCUACCCCGUUGUCAAGGAGAGGCCCAACAGCUUGAAGAACGGCUGCUCCAGUGCAGCGGAGGACAGUGAGCUGCAGAACACCACACCGGAUGGGCAGGUUCUGCAGAUUAGCCCUGUUCCACACACACACCCCCUCCUGGUGUUCGUGAACCCCAAAAGUGGAGGCAAGCAAGGGGAGAGGGUCCUGCGCAAAUUCCAGUACCUGCUGAACCCGCGGCAAGUGUACAACCUCUCUACCGGAGGACCAGGACCUGGGCUCCAUUUCUUCAGGAACCUGGAGGACUACAGGAUCUUGGUGUGCGGGGGGGAUGGAACUGUGGGCUGGAUUCUUGACGCUAUAGACAAGGCCCAGCUGCUGGUGCGCCCCCCGGUGGCCGUGCUGCCCCUGGGCACUGGGAACGACCUGGCGCGCUGUCUCCGAUGGGGCGGAGGGUAUGAUGGGAUGGAUCUGGGGCGGAUCCUGAAGGAGAUCGAGAGCAGCUCCCAGGUGCUCAUGGACCGCUGGAGCGUCCAGGUGAUUCCCGAGGACAGCCAGGAGAGAGGGGACCCCGUGCCUUACGAGAUCAUCAACAACUACUUCUCCAUCGGAGUGGACGCCUCCAUUGCCCACCGGUUUCACAUGAUGCGGGAGAAGCACCCCCAGAAGUUCAACAGCAGAAUGAAGAAUAAGCUGUGGUACUUUGAGUUUGCCACCUCAGAGACCAUUUCUGCCUCCUGCAAGAAGCUGAAAGAGUGUCUCACUAUAGAGUGCUGUGGGACCCGCCUUGACCUGAGCAGCCUCUCCCUGGAAGGUGUGGCUAUCCUCAACAUUCCCAGCAUGCACGGUGGCUCCAACCUGUGGGGCGAGGUCAAGAGGGUGGACAGCAAGGGUUUGGCCAAUCAGGAGAUCCCAGAGGUCAUCGUGGACCCAGACAUCCUGAAAACAAGCCAGCAAGACCUGAGUGACAAGCGGCUGGAGGUGGUGGGGCUAGAGGGCGCCAUGGAGAUGGGACAGAUCUACACUGGACUGAAGAGCGCCGGGAGCAGGCUGGCCAAAACAUCCCAGAUCACCAUCAGGACAAACAAACCCUUGCCCAUGCAGAUCGACGGGGAGCCCUGGAUGCAGCCGCCCUGCACGAUCCACAUAACACAUAAGAACCAGGCCAGUAUGCUGAUGGCUCCCCCUGCCAGAUCAUCAAGCUUCUUCAACCUCAAGUAGACCACUCCCCACCUGCACACCCCUAACCCCCCCCCUCCACAGCUGACAAGCGGAGACGCUUUGCCUGUGUGCUCAUGUUCUGCCUCAAAAGGAAUCUGAAGCUGUCACGUGUGCAAAAGCUGCCUGUGUAUAUUUCAGCAAAAAUAUACGAUAAUAGGUUUGACUAUAUCACUGCCUGCACAAAGCUACCAAACUACCAACCCAGUUUAGCGCACUCUCCCUUAAAAAAAAAAAAAAAAAAAACAUUACUAAAAAGAGGACGGAAUUAAGCUGUGCCCCUUGGGGAACGUCUGUUCUGAAUCUCACUCGGCACUUGGACAGGUACUGUAGUGUGGUUUGAGUGUGCAUUUUAUGUCUGUCACUCAUGUUUCCCUUCUGCUUUCAGCAUCAUUAACCAGCAUUGUGCUGACAUGCCCGUAGUGUACACUGUCCAUUACUCAGGAGGGUUUGUGCUCGCUCGGACUGAGAAAAUGGACGGAUCCAUCUUGUGUUUUUAUGCCCCAUUCCAUAUUUUAAACUUUAGUCAUUUUAUGAUCUGUAAAUUCCUCACCAUACAUCUAAGUUACACAGGACACGCAUAUUUGACUUAGCCUGCCGUAGAAUCCAUACUGCUUAUUUAUUGCCUGUUUGCUAAACUGUAUAUUUUAAGAAUCCCCUUACAAAUCCUGAGAAAGAUGAUUGUGUCUCCCUGAAUAGAUGUUCUGUUAAUUUAAAUAAAGUAUGGUGAAAUAUUUUA